CUCAUCGCGCCCGGGCCCGAUGGGGCCCCGGCCAAGGGCGAUGGCCCCGCGAGCCUGGGGGCGACAGGCGGCGGCCUGGCUGUGCCGCCGCGCGAGACCUGGACGCGCCAGAUGGACUUUAUCAUGUCGUGCGUGGGCUUCGCCGUGGGCCUGGGCAACGUGUGGCGCUUCCCCUACCUGUGCUACAAGAACGGCGGAGGCGUGUUCCUUAUUCCUUAUGUCCUGAUCGCCCUGGUCGGAGGGAUCCCCAUUUUCUUCCUGGAGAUCUCGCUGGGCCAGUUCAUGAAAGCUGGCAGCAUUAACGUCUGGAACAUCUGUCCCAUCUUCAAAGGCCUGGGCUACGCCUCCAUGGUGAUCGUCUUCUACUGCAACACCUACUACAUCAUGGUGCUGGCCUGGGGCUUCUACUACUUGGUCAAGUCCUUCACCACCACUCUGCCCUGGGCCACAUGUGGUCACACCUGGAACACUCAGGACUGCGUGGAGAUCUUCCGCCAUGAAGACUGUGCCAAUGCCAGCCUCGCCAACCUUACAUGUGACCAGCUUGCUGACCGCCGGUCCCCUGUCAUUGAGUUCUGGGAGAACAAAGUCUUGCGGCUCUCGGCCGGGCUGGAGGUGCCCGGGGACCUCAACUGGGAGGUGACCCUAUGUCUGCUGGCCUGCUGGGUGCUGGUCUACUUCUGCGUGUGGAAGGGGGUCAAGUCAACAGGGAAGAUCGUGUACUUCACGGCUACAUUCCCCUACGUGGUCCUCGUUGUGCUGCUGGUGCGUGGCGUGCUGCUGCCCGGAGCCUUGGACGGCAUCAUCUACUAUCUCAAGCCAGACUGGUCCAAACUGGGGUCCCCUCAGGUAUGGAUAGAUGCUGGGACCCAGAUUUUCUUUUCUUAUGCCAUCGGCCUGGGAGCCCUCACAGCCCUGGGCAGCUACAACCGCUUCAACAACAACUGCUACAAGGAUGCCAUCAUCCUGGCACUCAUCAACAGCGGGACCAGCUUCUUUGCUGGCUUCGUGGUCUUCUCCAUCCUGGGCUUCAUGGCAACAGAGCAGGGCGUGCACAUCUCCAAGGUGGCGGAGUCGGGGCCCGGCUUGGCCUUCAUCGCCUACCCCCGGGCUGUCACACUGAUGCCUGUGGCCCCGCUCUGGGCCGCCCUGUUCUUCUUCAUGUUGCUGCUGCUCGGGCUCGACAGCCAGUUUGUAGGUGUGGAAGGCUUCAUCACUGGCCUGCUCGACCUCCUCCCGGCCUCCUACUACUUCCGUUUCCAAAGGGAGAUCUCUGUGGCCCUCUGCUGUGCCCUCUGCUUCAUCAUCGACCUCUCCAUGGUGACUGAUGGCGGGAUGUACGUCUUCCAGCUGUUCGACUACUACUCCGCCAGCGGCACCACGCUGCUGUGGCAGGCGUUUUGGGAGUGCGUGGUGGUGGCCUGGGUGUACGGAGCCGACCGCUUCAUGGACGACAUCGCCUGCAUGAUCGGGUACCGGCCUUGCCCCUGGAUGAAAUGGUGCUGGUCCUUCUUCACGCCACUGGUCUGCAUGGGCAUCUUCAUCUUCAACGUGGUGUACUACAAGCCGCUGGUCUACAACAACACCUACGUGUACCCGUGGUGGGGCGAGGCCAUGGGCUGGGCCAUCGCGCUCUCGUCCAUGCUGUGCGUGCCCCUGCACCUGCUGGGCUGCCUCCUCAGGGCCAAGGGGACCGUGGCGGAGCGCUGGCAGCACCUGACCCAGCCUGUCUGGGGCCUCCACCACUUGGAGUACCGAGCUCAGGACGCGGACGUCAGGGGCCUGACCACCCUGACCCCUGUGUCUGAGAGCAGCAAGGUUGUCGUGGUGGAGAGUGUCAUGUGACACAUACCCCAGCUCACAUCACCAGCUCCCCCUCUGGUAGCCAUAGCAGCCCCUGCUUGAGCCCCAGUCACCCCUCCGGGGACCUGCCUUUCCCUGCUACUCCGGGGGCUGCCGUCUGGGGGAGGGAGGAUGCACCAUGAGUGCUAACUAAAACAACGUUUUCCAUUUUUAAUAAAACGCCAAAAAUACCACAAUCCACCAAAAAUAGAUGCCUCUCCCCUGGCCCUAGCCAAGCUGGUCUCCCGCACUGCUCCCUGGCCCUGCCUCCUCCCCACACCACCACGGGCCACCUCGGAGGCUCUGCUCUGUGACUCCUUCGGGUGGCCCCUUCCCCUAGGCAGGCAGCAGUGGCAGCUCGGGGAAGGGGAGGAGUGGGCCUGGCAGGGGACAGCAGGAGGCGAGUGCUUCCGCUGAACUAGGCCCUGCUCCCUCGGCCUGUUCUCAGCUUUGAGAGCCAGCCAGCAACCAGCGACAAGGGAACCUCAACCUCCGUUCCAGUCGCCACCACUCUCCCCUCCUGCGCGGGACCUUGGGUCAGAGUGCGCGAGUGCGUGCGUGAGUGUGCAGCGGAUACAUACAUCUCCAUCUCUUAGCAAAGGCCAAUACCAGAUGUAAACGGUGCCUCUGGGCAAAGGAGGCUUGUAUUUUGCACAUUUUAUAAAAACUUGAGUGUGAGAUUCCCGCUUGUAUAUUUCUAAAGAGAGAAGAGCCCAGACCACCCAUCCCCUCACCACCCCCUGCCCCCGCAGCCCUUCUCCCUCCCUUCCCUAGCCAAGGAGUGUGAAUUUAUAGACCUAAUUUUCAUAGGCAAAACAAAGCUUCAAGCCCUUGAGCGUGCGAGUCUUGUGUGGGUGCGCGUGUGCGGCCCCGGUCCGGGCCUGGGGUGGGAAGACGCGUGGGUCAGACGGUGGCCCUGGCUGCGCAUCUGGUCCUGGCGUGCUCAGGCUUGCCCACACCCUGCCUGCCUGGCUGGGCUCCCCUCGCCAAGCUUCAGGCUGAUGCCCUUUCCGCAUCUCAAGUCUUCCGUGUAGCAGCUUUAACCCACGUCCGUGUCCUGUCAAGCCCAAAAUGGCCGAGUGGCCCCCGAGGGCUCCCCUACAUGGAGACCUAAGCCGAGGGGCGGGUCCAGGGAGGGCGCGGGCCUGCAGGGACGUUCUUACUGUGCUAAAAAGCCACUGCAAACAUAGCAAUAAAAACACGUCAUUUUCCAAA
Molecule: messenger RNA, 3057 nt
Organism: Chinchilla lanigera (long-tailed chinchilla)
Lineage: Eukaryota; Metazoa; Chordata; Mammalia; Rodentia; Chinchillidae
Gene: Slc6a8
Product: solute carrier family 6 (neurotransmitter transporter), member 8
Biological process (GO): sodium ion transmembrane transport; neurotransmitter transport
Cellular component (GO): plasma membrane
Molecular function (GO): creatine:sodium symporter activity
Source: RefSeq, a predicted model, not a curated record